AUGGGAUGUUGAGUCAAAAGGCAGAAGAGGCUGUGGAGCCUAGAGCCCUGUAAGAUUUAGUAGAAGAGGGUUUCUAAAUUGUGGCUUUUUAAAAGACUCCUCCCUUAAUGGUAUGGAACCAACUUGACCUGUGAUUUUGAGCAACAUUUUAAAGAGCUAGUAUGGUAAUAAUUUGCAUGUUUGAGGUCAGAUUUGUUCUCCUGCAUUGUAAGACUCCUGAUUUGUGACCAGCUAGAAUUACAACCAUGUUUCAUUAAAAGUGCUAAUGAGCACCCAGGACUCUGAAGACAGCAGUUUUGUGCAAGGUAAGAAUGUUCCUUAAAGAAGCUGAUGGAGGAUAGAGCUCCAGAGUUCCUGGCAGACACUGACAGCGUAAGAUGGCACGGUAGUCUAGUCUGAAAUUGAUUCUAAUGCAUAAAGGAUAUAAACGGUAAUCCCAGAGGACCAUCUGUCCUGGAGCAGACAUUGGAACUGAGCUGCUAUGUGACUGAAGGACUGAGUGCAUGUCAGAUGGUCUUUCCAAUCCCGCUGUUAUGGAGUCAAUGGAUGACGCUGAAGGACAACAAGGACAGCUGAACAGGAAGGAGCACUCCCUCAAAACCUCCCAGAAAACAGCACUGGUUGGUUGGGCUGCCCGGUGGAAUGGAUUAAUGCCUGGAGACAGCAUGUAUCUGUUUGUCCUCUCACAGAUACUGCUUCUCUGCAUGAUGCUGUGGUACAGCACUUAUGGGACCAUCCCAGCAGCUCAGAAUGCCAUUGGCCUGCUGUCUUACUUGCUUACCCCGUUUAAGCAGUUUUUGUCAGAUCAAGGGGAGGACCUGACUAGAAUCGGGAGCAUUGUGGUAUCAUACAUCCUGCUGUCUUUAGCUUCCCUAGGACUGUUAUUUGUAGGAUCUCUGUCUGAACAGCCCCAAAUCUCUCAGCCUGUCCUCAUAGGAGAGGUGCUCCAGCCGUUGGAUCAUUUCUGUGGCCCUUGUCUGGACCCACUCCAACUGUCCAUGUCUUUCCUGUGCUGGGGGCCCCAGAGCUGGAUGCAGCACUCCAGGUGGGGUCUCACCAGAGCAGAGCUGAGGGUGAGAAUCACCUCCCCCGAGUUUUGGCACCUACUCAGAGCCCGUCCAGACCCCCCCUUUCCACUACAAGAGGACAGACGCCAAUCUGUGAGCCGGCAGCCUUCAUUCACGUACUCAGAGUGGACAGAGGAUAAAAAUGAGGAUGACUUCCUAGAUUUGGAUCCUGUACCGGAGACUCCGGUCUUUGACUGCGUAAUGGACAUUAAAGUGGAGACAGAUCCAGCUACUCUAACGGUUAAAUCCGUGGGCUUGCAAGAAAGGAGAGGUUCAAAUGUUUCACUCACACUGGAUAUGUGUACCCCAGGCUGUUCUGAGCAGGGUUUUGGCUAUGUCAUGUCACCACGGGAACAGUCAGCCCGAGAAUACCUCCAGACAGCAUCCAACAUCCUUACUGAAGAGGAACUGCACAAGAAAGCACUGGAUCCUUUCAUACUCCAGGCAGAGUUCUUUGAAAUUCCAAUGAACUUUGUGGAUCCAAAGGAAUAUGAUAUUCCAGGCUUAGUGCGUAAGAAUCGCUACAAAACAAUUCUCCCAAAUCCUCACAGCAGAGUGUGCCUUACCUCAGCUGAUCAGGACGACCCCCUUAGCUCUUACAUCAAUGCUAACUACAUCAGGGGCUAUGGAGGAGAGGAAAAGGUUUAUAUUGCUACUCAGGGACCAAUAGUUAAUACUGUCAGUGAUUUCUGGAGAAUGGUGUGGCAGGAGCGUUCUCCCAUCAUUGUCAUGAUUACCAAUAUAGAAGAGAUGAAUGAGAAAUGCACAGAAUAUUGGCCAGAGGAGCAGGUCACCUAUGAAGGAAUAGAAAUCACAGUCAACCAAGUCAUACAAGCAGACGACUACCGUUUAAGGCUCAUCACCCUAAAGAAAGGAGAAGAAGUCAGAAACCUGAAACAUUACUGGUACACAUCUUGGCCAGACCAGAAGACACCAGAUCAAGCCCCACCUCUGUUACAGCUAGUACUGGAAGUUGAAGAGGCAAUGCAGAGUGCUGAAGAGAAGAAUGCCCCAGUGAUUGUUCACUGCAGUGCAGGCAUCGGGAGGACUGGCUGCUUUAUUGCAACUAGUGUCUGUUGUAAACAGCUGAAGAGCGAGGGCAUAGUUGACAUAUUGCGAACAGCCUGCCAGUUGCGGUUAGACAGGGGAGGAAUGAUCCAGACUUGUGAACAGUAUCAAUUUGUCCAUCAUGUUAUGAGCUUGUAUGGAAAACAGCUUUCUAGAGCAGCAGAAGAAUAAGUGCUCAUGAUAUUCCUAAAGGCUAAAACCAAGAGAACUUCUGACUGCAUUCAGAUAUAUUUCACAUCUGAUAAGAGGCAUAUGGUAAACUGGCUCUCUUAGCUGGAAAGAUACACUGUUUUACUUUGAUAUUGCUUUUAUGCUCUUGUUUGCAUUGACAUUUAAGAGCUGAGAUACGCCUUGUCUUAAACAUAUGUGACAGGACAUAAUAUUCACCAAAAAAGGCUUAUUUAUACUGUAAAUAAGAAUAGUAGCUUCAUUUGUUACAAAAGCAAGAAAAAAUUCAGAAAAAAUCCACUGUCUUCAGUUUGCUAUUUUUAAAAAAAACAUUGCUAAUAUAUCCAAAUACAGUGUGAAACUUUUGAAUUGUCAUGCUGAAAUGUGCCGUAUGUUGACUAAGCUUGAAAGUAACUUUUUGCCUCUUUCUGAUUGUUUUUACAUAUAAAGUUACCGAAUACUGUGUAUAUCGUAAACCUUCUGAGCCUCUGCGUUAAAAGAUUCAAGUAGAUUCACAUUGAAAUGAUAUUUCACACAUCAUGUUUGCUUGUUUAUUUUUUCUGAAGCAGUCCACCACCAGUGUUACCAGAAUUAAAGGGGAAAAAUAUUCCAAUGAUGUGUGUCAAACUCUUACCUCCAAUUCUUACCAGCAAUGUACCCCAGUAUCAUGACAGCUGGGUGAAUCUGAGGUGAACUGUAGAAGUUAAUCUGAACAUAAAUUCUUUACGCUUUACCUUUUCUUUGUCAAUAUUCUUGUGUCUGUCUUGCAACCAUGUUUGAUUUUUGCAAAUAGUUUCUCUUUUUAUGUAUUCAGACCACAAUCCAAAUAUAAUUUCCCCUGAAAUCUGAGGUUUGAAAUCAGGUGAGGAAUUUUCUGAGUUGAAUUCAUCUUUAUUAAAAAUGUAAUAAUAAAAUCACUUGUAUUCUAUUAAUUUAAACUUGUUUCAAAGUUCUGAGGGUGACCAGGUGCCCAGUGAUUAAUAAAAUUAACGCAAAUCCUGUAGGCAGCUUGAAAAAAAAAACUCAGUCUGAAUGUGUUGGUUGCUUUUUGAUACAUUUGCCCUCAAACCAAAUUUAGACAAUCAUUGUCCCAUUCUAAUCAAGUCCGGGCAGCAGUGUUCCUUUUCAAUAAUACAGAGCUGCUGCACAUGCUUCUGGUUUUGGUUGGUUUUUUUCUUUUUAGAUCUCAGUCAGGCUGUGAAGACUGUAGUUUGUGUUUAAUACUUGGAGGUAAGCACAUGUUUAAGUGCUUUUUGAGCAGAGAAAAAUGGAGGUACACAGGACCCUUAACAUGAAGGAUGAGUGUUUUGUGAAUAGACGCUGUAAUGAUCUUCUAAAAAUAUUUUUGCUUCACUUUAUUUGUAACAAUAACCAAAACCCACCACUUUUAUUAGUGCAGGGGAUUCUGAGAAUUUACUGCGCUUCCCAAUCAGGAGAAGGGUAAAGCAGCUCUCCGAACAAUAAGGAUGAUCCUGUUCCCACUGAGGUUUUGCCAUUGGCAUCAGUAGGUGCAGGGCGUAGGGCCUGAAAUGUUAUGCCUACAAAUUCAUCACUGUGGGGAAAGUUUCCCAGUGUUUCAGUACACAUACUCUGUGUUUAUUCUGUAUCCAUGAACCUGUAAAAACCCUGUCAUCAGGGUUUGCAUGAAUGUGUGGCAAAAUGUGUUAUCUUUAAACCACUUGAUUUUAUUGCUGUAUUUAAAAUAUUUCCUUCAGUGAGAAGCUAGCAGGAAGAACUGGCAUUCUUUUUAAAAAUACUGGUGGUAGUCAUUAAAUAGAGCAAUAAACUUAAGCUUUUGAGCAUAA
This is a messenger RNA of Phalacrocorax carbo (great cormorant), 4108 nucleotides long. The record is from RefSeq and is a predicted model, not a curated record. Lineage: Eukaryota; Metazoa; Chordata; Aves; Suliformes; Phalacrocoracidae.